CUUUAUGGGAGACCGGCGCUCAGCUGUUCCGGCCGACAAGGCCGACCAGCUGCUGAGAGAGGGCUCGGCCAGGCAGGGGCGUCAGGAUGUCCGGGUGUUGGCCUGUGAGAAGCUGAGGGAUGACCUGAAGCAUCGGGUGAGUGAAGGACAGGAAGGAACCCAGGAAGGAGAGAAAGAACACGGAGACAUGUGCGCUGCGUGCAUGUCAACAGUAUGGGGCCGACAUGGCCAUCCACGCACGAAAUGGGGCGCGUGUGCCGAUCGUGCACUGCCACCUAUCGAAGGUACCAAAGUGACACACAUCAGAUGAUGGUUUGUGUCUGGUGUGUGUCUGGUCAGAGCCAAGGAAGGUGGAAGGCUGAUGUGGCCUUUAACAACGGCCUGGGAAGCCACAAGGCCAAGAUCCUCCUCGCAUAUAUGGAGUCUUCUCCAAUUAUCAGGGAGCUGGGUAAGCGGAGACACCGGUCACCGACCGUUUGCAAAACACAGUGUGACAAUUCACGGCUUGCUCUGUUCCUCAGCCCUGCUGGUGAAGCGGUGGGCGAAGGGAAGGGGACUGUGCGGUGGCAGAGGGCUGACGUCCUUGGGAUGGGUGCUGCUUGUAAUAUACUACGAUCAAAUGAGGUAGACAAGCGGAUGGAUUCACACGGGAUCACAUGUUUCAUGUUUUAUGUCAGGACGCCACCUCUACUGCCCAACCUGCAGCAAUCGUGUGGUGGCAGUCCUAGACGCGACGAGACGGUCACCACCUACGACUUCGACAAGGACGCAUACAUCAAACACAACGUACCUACGGGCAGAUUGUAGCAUGCAAAACAACUAAUGACCCGUGUCUCUCCUGUGACUUAGGUUUACCCACUCGUCGACAAGUCCGACGCCGCUUUGCCUGCUCCCCCGAUGAGCCACCCCUCGCCGUCUUUCCGCGUCCUUGCCUCCCCCCUGCCCUACGAGCACGUCCGUAGUGAGCAGGACAGAAGGCUCAUGGCCUUUGUCAAGGAUGCGGAAGACGAGCUCGGGUUUCUCGACCACAUGAGGUGAGGCCUCAAAGAUAUAGGGGCGCAGGAGGGCUGCGCAUGACUGGCCUGUCUGUGGUCGUGCUGGUCAGGCGACGGCAGAACCGACAUGCAGCCAACAGCCACAAUCUCAAGCUGCACACAGUAUUCUACGAAUUUUUUUACAGUGAGACAGCCGACUUCUAUGCAGAAUCAAACAGACCACAAACAGAUUAACGCUUCUUCGUUUUUUUUGCUUGCGCCCCAGGUUCUAUAGAUCGUGGCUUGACGCCACGAAGCACAUCAUAUCCAUUCGCCUCGCCCCGCGCCGCAUCACCAAGACGGAUUAUCUGGCAUCUUCGGUGAGCGACAGCAAGAAGGAAGCGAGAAGAGCAGGACGAAAUAGAAGCAAGUCUGUUGGCUUGUGUUUUGCAGGAGAUCUCUGACAAAGAGGAAUACAGGCAGCGGCUUGACGUGCGGAAACAAAGUCAGUAGAAAAGACUUGCAGGGAUCACUCUCUGUGGCUGACGUUUUCAGCACCUAUGGGUUGAGGACCCAAUCGAGACAGGCAGUGUCCAUUUCGUUGACGCCAUGGUACACAUACAUACAUACAUACAUACCUAUGUGCCGUUCUUCUUCAGAAAAAACGAGAGAUGGACCAGGAGAUCGCUCGUGCCCUGGAGAUGCUGGCCCGCCACAAUCCCCGAGUCCUGUUUGGUGAGAUUGUGGCAGACAAGCUCUUCUACGGGCCUUCUCCUGGCCGCGGCCCGCCCCUCCAUCGAGGCCCUGUACUGAAGACGUUCAAGAUGAACUUGCCGGUAUAUGCAAAUGAGACAUAAGUCAAACAGAUGAGAUGAAUGCACGGGGGCUCCUGUUUGCUUCAGGGGGAUGGAGGCAGAUAUGUUGGCACAAAGGCGUGUGUCCUCAAUCGCAUCAAGGAGCUCUGCUCUCAGUUGGGAGGUGCGUAGACUGACACGUAUCAACAUCGCAGGACACAUCCAUCCAUCUUGACUGCCCUUACCAGGGGUGACCAUCGAGACACCGUUGAGAGGCAGCAUCAAAACAACUAUCAACGUGUCAGGUGAGCGUCGCCACACGACCCGGACACAGAGCGACACUAUCACGCCUCCCUUGCCUGGUUCCAACAGGCCCCGAAGCAGCUGUCUCCGCGGCACUGGGAUACCUCAACAUGAUCAAAACAGGCAAGCGCCUACCCGACCAGCCGUCCACAUCACCAGCCCCUGGUACGUAUUCCAACCAGACACCAACCUGGACCACGCGGGGCCCGCCACGGAAGAAGGGAUGACAUGGGGCGGCACCAAGCACUUCACGGCCGAUGACGUGGGGUGGUGUCGGUGUGUGAUUCUGUUACUUGCAAGCCGGUGAAAGAACACAAACCACUUUAACCGAGCCAGGCAGGGAGCCAGCUGGAAGUAGUCGCAGCCUGUAUGGCCCGUCGCCCUGCUUCUAUCUACAGGUGUUUUGCUCUUAUCGGUGUCUACAUUUUAUGUUGUGGUGUCUCUUCUCUGCCCAUCUCUGCUACGCCUUGCCCUUCUCUGGGAUGACUUUCGUUCGGAUCUCCCACAGGUCUAUUGCUUUCAAUCGGCGUCUUCUCGUACGUGUGCGUAUGGCAAGAGACAUGUGAAGAGGUUGUUUAGCUCGAUGCCACGCAGAGUAUCACUCCGCUUAUGCCUGUGUCUCUUUCAAUCGUGCACUAUACCAGCUCAGCAUACGCUGGCACCCUCUCUCUGUCUCACAGACAUCGUUCGCAAAGUC
Vitrella brassicaformis is the source of this 2768-nucleotide messenger RNA. The record is from the annotation of a GenBank genome assembly. NCBI's taxonomy places the organism in Eukaryota, Vitrellaceae.